This is a messenger RNA of Amoebophrya sp. A120, 989 nucleotides long. Lineage: Eukaryota; Dinophyceae; Syndiniales; Amoebophryaceae. The record is from the annotation of a GenBank genome assembly.
CCGGGAACACAUCUAUGAAUUGCAAAAGUAUCCCGUGCUCGUAUAAAUGCAUUACAAAUAAUUUCAUCAGCGUGAGAAAUAAAGUUUGUAAUGCAGAUUUACCUUAAGGAACAGAUUUGUAAUGCAUGACUGCAAUUACUACGAAACGAGUGCGAUACUUUUGCAGUUCACAACAUCCAAUUGGAGGCGAUUCUCCCGCCGGAUUUCCUCGAGAAGCAAGAAGCGCUCGGGGAGAAAGCGUUGCAUCUGACGAAGCGCUAUCAAAUGCAAAAGUGUCUGGGUCUGGAAAUUUGUGAUGCUGGGUGGCGUAUCAUGAGGCGGCCACAAGAGCUGGCCCAGCAUGACAAGUUUUUGAGCUUCUAGUGGUUGCCUAUUCUGCAUGACAAACUGCGUUUCUGAAUGACGGAAAAAUGGGGCUCUUGGGUAACGUGCAUGGCAGAUUUAAGAGUCAUGCCAGACAAGCAUGACAAACAUACAUUCUUCCAGACCCAGACAUACUUAUUUGCAUUUGAUAAGCGCGUCGCCCACCGCAUGUACCGGUUGGAGCUGGUCACGCGCAAUUUCGAGCCGGACGCGAAGGACGUCACGCUGCUUCGUGAGGCGUUUCAGACCGCGAUUGAGUUUGCGAACCAGAACCCGAAGCCGAAUGUCCGGGUGCUGAAGGCGAACGUGUGUCGCGACGUGUGCGAAAUGGUGAUCCUCUUACUCCUGGAGUGCUUCUACAAGCAGAGGCCGCUCGAAUAUUUACUGGAGUACGAAAAGGAAGCAAUGGCGAGAGGGCUGUACGAUGAUGAUAACGGAACAGCAGCAAAAACCGCGGCUGCUACGUCCAAGGCUGGUGUUCUUGACGGAAAGAACGAUAAAGAGCAAAAAAAGAUAAAGACCCGCCGCGGUUCCGUUACGGAAGAUUUUGUCUCGCUGGACUUCAACAAGGUCCUCGGCCACAUCCACAAGUCCGACCAGAUCACGGCGGCCCACCUCGACGAGGA